CCGCUACUCCGAGAAAAUGCUUCUUCUCAUCAUCGCUGACCAGUCCGCUGAAGUCAUCAGCGUCACCACCACAGCGACAAUCGUCAUCGUCAUCUUCAUCCUCAACAUCGUCUGCCCUGAAGCUGGGUCUAUCUAAUCUACCGACUCGAGAAAAGGUGCCCUGCCCGACGAUCACGUCAUUCUUCACUAAGAGUUCACUCAAGAAAACCAUCUCCAUUGGUGGUGGUGGUGGUUGCACGCCCAAGAAGUUGAUUCUAUCACCAAGAAAAAUCGCUUUCACUAGUAACAACAACAAUAAUAACAGCAACAACAGCAACAAUAAUAACAGCAACAAUAAUAAUAAUAAUAACAACAAUAAUAAUAAUUCUUGUAGUAUUGGUUGUAGUAGUAGUAGUAAUGAUAAUAAUAAUAAUAUUAGCUCCGCUAGAUGUCUGAUUUCAAGAAAAGAUUCUUUGAAUUCUUCCAUUAUUACUACUACUACUGCUGCUACUAAUACUACCACUACUACUACUACUACUACUAAUAAUAAUAAUAAUAAUAAUGAUAAUAAUAAUAACAAUAAUAAUAAUACUAAUUAUAAUUAUAAUAAUAGGAUGAAUAAAAAUAAACUGAAUAAUUUAGUUUCUUCUAUCGGGGAUGGUACUGAAAGUGUAGCUGAUGUCGGGAGUAAGAGAUGCUUGAAGAGAAAAUGUUUUCCCGUCGAUGAUGAUGAUAGUGAUGAUGGCAAUAAUAAUAAUAAUAAUAAUAAUAAUAAUAAUAAUAAUAAUAAUAAUUAUAGUAAUAAUAAUAGUGAAAAUGAUGAUGGUGAUGAUGUUAAAGUUUUAAGAACAUUUCAGCUGAAGAAGAGAAAGUUGUUAUUUGAUGAAAAUAAUAAUAAUCUUGGUGAUAAUAACAACAACAACAACAAUAAUAAUAAUAAUAGUAAUAAUAAUAAUAAUAGUAGUAGUGAUAAUAGUAGUAAUAAUAAUAAUACAGAAGUUAUUGAUAUCACAAAUGAUGAGGAAUGUGAUGAAGAUGAUGACGAUUGUCUGAUUAUUAAUGAUAAUGAUGAAAAUUCAGAUCCUUCACCGUCAUCAUCAUCAACCACUUUGCCAUCAUUAUCAUCAUCAACCACUUUGCCAUCAUCAUCAUCAACCACUUUGCUAUCAUCGUCAUCAUCAGCUACAAAAGCAACUGCAGUGAAGUCUAUAGCUGAUACAAAUAAGAAUAAUUUAAUUUUCUGUAACAACAACAACAACAGCAGCCACAACAACAACAAUUCAAGUGGCCAAAGCAAGAUAAGUGGCCACGACCACAACCACAGUUUUAUAAGUGACCGCGACAACUACCACCACAACAACGACGACGACAGCAGCAGCAGCAGUUGUAGCAACAACAACCACAACAACAGUGUAUCGAAGUUUCUCAGACCAGCUAACUGGCUUGUCGAACUUAGUAGGAAAAAAACACUACAACAACAACACAACAACAACAGUAUUGGCCGUAACAACAACAACAAUAAUAAUACUAAUAAUAGAAAUAAUAAUAAUAUUUCAUCACCAAAAUCAUUUAAUGCCUCUAAGCGCUCUUCAAAGACCAAAAAACAGCCAGCGAAAAACAGAAGUAGAUCAACAAAGUCCUGAAAGAACACACACACUCACGCACACACACACAAACAAACACACACAAACAAACAAACACACACGCAAACACAGACACACACGCACAUUGUCAUGUAUAUAAAAUAUAAAGAAUGCUUCUUGACUCGCCUUUGGCUGGCACAAUUAUCGUCAUAAUUAUCAUUAUCAUUGUUAUCAUUUUGCUAGAAUUCAUGCUUCAUAUAGGAGUGAAUUUUUUUUUACGAUAUUUUUUAAAUUUGCAUAUUGUGAUCACAUAAGUUUGAAUGGGAAAAAAAAUGUUUUUCGUGUUUUUGGCUAAUUUCGAAAGAUUUCUGCCUCUACGUUUGAGGCUGUACAAAAC
Molecule: messenger RNA, 1959 nt
Organism: Helobdella robusta
Lineage: Eukaryota; Metazoa; Annelida; Clitellata; Rhynchobdellida; Glossiphoniidae
Exons: 3
Coding region: 594-1622 (342 amino acids)
Source: RefSeq, a predicted model, not a curated record